This is a messenger RNA of Porites lobata, 12946 nucleotides long. The record is from the annotation of a GenBank genome assembly. NCBI's taxonomy places the organism in Eukaryota, Metazoa, Cnidaria, Anthozoa, Scleractinia, Poritidae.
CGACACAAACAUGGCGGCAGCGUCUGCGGGCAGCGUUUGGUAUAAAACGAACAAAAAACAUGACUUCCUAAAAUUUGAGUGGAAAGAACCUAUCACCAAUUAGCGGCCCUCACUUCAUGUUUUGUCAUGAACGUUUGGAAUUGAGCAAAUGUUGAUUUGUUUGCAUUCAUAGCAAAAAAUCGUUGAAGCUGUUGUUCUUGAAAAAUGAGUCAACGAGAGGAGAAGCUUUGGAAGGAUUUUCUGCAAGGGAUACGGGACGAUAAUGAAGAUCAAGUAAAGAGAAUUCUUUUGGAGACAAGAAAUCUUAACCUUGGUGGAGGAAAGUCUAAUUUUUUGACGCGAAAAAUAACAACAACUCAGGUAAGAAUAUUUCUUCGUUUCAAGGGUUAAGAAAAAGUGUAACGUGAAGGGGCAUUUUGGAGAAAAAAUGGAAACCAAGACGAUAUUUUGUAAACUAGCUGAUUAAGCUAAGCGUAAACUCCACGUUAAAUUAAGUGUCGUAUGUUAUAUUUGAAUCUACGUUACGCACCCGACCACUAAUUUGCAUCACAUGUCAUGGAAUAAUAUUAGCUUAAAAAAGAGCCAUGACGUACAGUAUGUUGCCCAGUAUCCGGACACCUCAGUUUAAGCCUUCAAUAACUUUCCUUUGUUAAUCGCAGGAGCUCUGAAAUUUGGCCCAGAGAAAAUCUGUCUAGUCCUUAAUAUGGCGAAAGACAGUUUAACUUUUUUGCCUUUGUUUCCAUGGCGGAAUUAAUAUUUUUGCAGAGCUCCUAUGUUGCCCAGUAUCCGGACAGCUGGCCCAGUAUCCGGACACAACAAUAACAACGUAAUUGUACAUAAAUUUCGAUAGGCAAGCGACUUAUAAGCUUCUCUUGCACUUGCAAAGUAGUCUGGCAAUCGAUUCCAAAAAUAUAACCUAGCAUCAUGAAAUAAAACAUAACAAAUGACUGGGGUAUGGCAGGAAAUGCGAGCGGCUGUUUUAAAAAUGUUAUAAUUCUUACUUCCUUGUCUAGGAAUUUUUUCACUGAUUUAAGGAAGGCAUCUGUGGACAUGCCGAAACCGCAGUUUGCAAGCUCAAUUAGCCUAUCUGCAAGCGACUUUCUUUCUUCAUUUUUUAUUUUUAAAAAAAAGCUUGGGGAAGGAACCUCAACCCGACGGUCAAAGGUCACUCUCCUAUUUAGUCUGACCUGCAGUGUUGAUUUCUUCAUGCUCAUGAUCAGUCCCUACAAUAAGCCUGCUUUUCAAACACUAAUUGCUCCUUCUUUCAAAUCUCUCAAUCCCUUUGUGACAUUUUUCAGACCGUUGCAACCCCAUUCUAGCAGUCACAACUGGGGAAAGUAUGAGAAUUCCAGGUUCAACUCAGACGCUUUCAGUUAUAUAUAGAAAAUGCAGUCACGCGAAACAAGCCGUGCACACGAAAUCAACUCGCCUCUGAAUGAGUGAAGAAAAUUUCCAUAUGGAGUUGAGUAGAAUUACAUUUUCCGACUAUAUCAUAUAAAUUUUCCUAAGCUUUAAUUAUAGUUACUGAUAUGAAAUAAAUCUUAUCCGGAUAAUUUACACAGCUAAUUCAUCGAUUCUGUACAGCAAAGAAAAACUGUCCGGAUACUGGGCACAUGACAUCAAAACUUAGUGAAUGUUUCUGGCCUCCGUUAUUCCAAACAAAUCGAAUUUCAAGAAGAAUUAAUAAACUUUCUGAAAACCUGACUUCCUUAAGUAUCUUCACUUUAAAAAUAAAACAGUUUCUUUGAAAAUAUCACACAUUACCCUCCCUUUUCUGAGCAGCACUAAUUUUACUUUGCAGUAAACAGCAUAAAUAUUAGCCAUGAAAAGUUUGCUCACGUGAACAGAACGGCAUCUUCUGUGACUGUUUCGCAAGCUUUCAAAUUGCCAAAACUUUCAUCUUAAAGCUGAAAUGUUCAGCUUUCAUUCGAAAUCCUUCAUUUACCGAGAACUGAAAAGGGCGCCUCAAAAAUUGAGUUUUUGUUUCAAGUGUCCGGAUACUGGUACCGUCCGGAUACUGGGCAACAUACUGUAGUGGAGCAUUCCAUUUUUAAGACGUGGAUUACACGUAGUGUAGGAACGAGUUAUUGUGGGCACUGCCAUAUUCAAAUAUAUGGUGGCUUAUAAGGGACAUUUAGACACUUUUCAUUUUCACUUAAUAAUUUGCGAUUUGACUUAUUCUAAGUUUUCACAUGAUGUCACCAAAAUUCAAACUAAGAAACUAUCGAUUCUUCUGAGUUUCAUGAGGUAUAACAGCACCUAAACACCUUUAUUUAAACAAAGUUUUGGUUUGAAAGGGUUCUUCAUUUUGCGACAGAGGACUUUUGAAUUUCUAGGCUUUUGCGUCACGCGGCAUAUAGCUGGCAGCCGGGAAGUCUCUUAUGUGGGUUAAAAACAUUACCAAUUCUGGAAGAUUUUGCUAUCUAAAUAUUCCUUGUCUCGGAAUAAAUAUCACUUUCAUCCUUUAUGAGUUUUUCAAGCAGUUAAUUCACGCAUUAGUAGGAAAACUAAAAAACACUGAGAUGUUUCUGUUGGUUUCCGGCAGCCGUAUAUGUUGCCCCUCAAAGGGACACAAACAUGGUGUCUCCAUACAGGGGUUUUCCAAAUAUCUCGCAUAUGAAAUAUCGCACACACCUGAUUCUUGGCAAGGCCUUAGCUUUUGCACAUUUAUCUUCUUUUAUUUCCUAGAUUCUGGACUUUCUGUAUUGAAUGGUUUGCAAUUUUAUUUUUGAUUGCAUGACGGUGAAAACCCCCAAUACUCUCGAUCAAAGUGAAUAAAUAGCAAUACAAACUUAUAUCUCUCGAUUUCCACUUGAAUGUCAUGAUAGUAAAUUAUAGCUCUUAAUUGCAACUUCUAACUUGCGAUCGAUCACAACUGAUAUCUCGUGAUCACCACUUAUAACUCGUAAUCACAACUUACAACUUGAGAUUGCCACUUAUAGCUCACGAUCCGUACUCAUGACUUCUGAUUGCUACUUACGACUCGCAAUCACCUUUUGUAACUGGUGAUCGUCAGUUGUAGCUCUCGAUCACCACUUAUAAUUUGUGAUGGCGACUUACCACUUGCGAUCGCGCAUACAUACUUUACCCCCAAAUUUCCACUUAAUCACAUGAGGCAUGAAAUCCCCUCUUUUGCUACGUGCUAAAAACAAGAAUCGCCCCAUAAUGCAUUGUGAAUAGAACUGUACUCCAUAAAAGACCAUCUAAAAUCAAUAAGUUUAUGAACUAAUUUGUGUGUUGGAUAUGAUUAAUCAUGAUUAAUCAUGAUUAAAUUGUCUACAAAGUUAUCUUUUUUUGGAAGUUUAAAGACAUUGUCUGCAGCUUCAGAAUGCAGGAAAACAUCUCUGCAACUGUAAAAUUUCAAAAUUUUCCAGGGGAGCAUGCUAGGGAUGCAAGGCUCAAUAGGCCUUUGCCCGGCUGUCAAACCUGCCCUCCUGUUCAAAACCUUAAUGAAACCCCAGUUAUAAAAGGGAAUCGUGAGAUAUAAGUAGCAAUUGCAAGUUGUAAGUAGUGAUCGUGAGUUAUAAAUAGCGAUCGUGAGUCAUAAGUAGCAAUUGUGAGUCAUAAGUAGCAAUUGCGAGUUAUAAGUGGCGAUCGUGAGUUGUAAGUUGCAAUUAUGAGUUAUUAGUGGUAAUUGCAGAUUAUAAGUUGCGAUCGAGGGUUAUACGUUGCGAUUACGAGUUAGAAGUUUGGGAUCGAGAGUUAUAACUUACUUAAGUUUGUAUUACUAACUAUUAACUUUGAUCAAGAGUAAGUCAAAUCACAAAAUAAUUAUUAAGUGGAAAUUAAUGAAAAAUAUAUAGAGAUGUCUCUUAUGGGCCACUGUUCAAAAGUGUCACUCAAGUGUAGAGUCAACACUUUUGUAAUGGGUUGGCUCGCAAUAUAGAACGUCCAAUAUACCAAAUGACAACUGCCAUAGAUUGAUUGUCCCAAUUCUGUGUUCGAGGAAGCUUUCUGAACGUGCAUUGUGCCCAGAGCUUUUGAUUGUAUAAUUUUGUAGCUUUCACAGGACGAUAAUUAUAAGUUGUCUUCAAGUGGACUUUGAAUGUUUUAUUAUUAGCGCUAUGGCCAACUUGGAGACAGAAGUUUAUGAACUUUUAAUUAAAGCUUUUUGACUCAUCCAGGCGAUAAACAUGACGAAGAGAUUGCUUUUCAACUCCCCAAGCUGGUCCAAGCUCAUGAUUCUGCCAUUAGUCUCACAAUUUUUUAACUUUUCUUACAACAGGACUCCCAAUCCCAUUGCUUUUAGGGAAAUGUCAUUCUGAACUGAAAUGUUUCUUUGUUGAAUAAAAACAGAAAUGUUUACUGUUGCUGAAUCUUACUUGAUUCUCCGCAUGUAAAUGCAGAGAAUUACAAGCUGUACAACGCUGUCAGCAAGACAAAGGUUUUGUGAGACACUUAAUUGAUAUCGCUUUAAUUUGUUGGCCACAUGUUCUUCAAAUGCAACAAAAUGAGUUAAAGUAUGGCUUUUACCGUCAAAAUCCAGCUUAUUUUCCUCGAAUAUAUCUUCAUAAAUAAAGCUCUACCAGCUUCAAAGAGCGUCCGCUGGCAGAAUUUCAUGGGCAAAAACAUUAAAGAUAAUUAAUUUAACAUCAAUGCUUAACACUUGUUGUCGUGGUGCAAUAGAUAGUGCGUUGACCUUACAUGUUAAUGGUCUGGGGCUCAACUCCUGCUGGAGGAAAAUUUUUUCCUUUCUUUUUGUUUUGGUCGUUUUGUUCUUGUUUUCUUAGUUUUGCUUUGUUUAAUGUUUUGUUCUGUUUUUUUUUUAAAAACAUAUUUUCAUUUUUUGUGAGACUUAAAGUAUACCGGUAGACUAAUAAUUAGUCAAUCACUGCAAGUUCAUUAUCAGCUUUCAUUUCUAAAAAUUAAUCCUUCUGUCAGCCAUAGGCCAGUGGGGGGGGGGGUAUGAAUUUGCAUGUAUGUCCAAGGGUUAAUCUAAAGUGUAGUCAGAUCACAAGAAUAUCUCAGGGUUGGCUCAAAUUCUCGAGUGCUUUUUCAUUUGUUAACAAUCAAUGGAAACUAAACGGGAUUGUAAAUGUACCUUUUUCACUUUAAGCAAUUCAACUUAUUAGGGAUUUGUUUUUCUAAUUUAAAAUAAAAGUACGUUUUCAGAGAUAAGUCAAGCUUUCAAAUAACAUUUUAAAAUUUAAAAAGGUUCAAAACUGUCAUUACUUUUUUGUUGUUAUUUUUAUCUCGUAGGGAACACUCACAGUAUUGCAUUUAGCAGUAAAAAAUGGUGCAGAGAGUAUCAUAAAAUUACUGUUUAAAAAUGGAGUCAAUGUGAACGCAACCAGUGAAGUAAGAUUUCUUUUCUUUUGCAUUUAAUCAGUGAUAAUCAACCUGUUCCUCCUCUUCAUCACCUUACUUGGACCUAAAAGAUGUUUUUAUUUUUGCAUUAGCAGGGCUGGAGUGCUGUCCAGAGUAUAUUAUUUUAAAGUGGCACCACCCCCAUAGUGACGAAAUAUAUAACCCUGUAUGUCCUAAAGCAUUAUAAUAAGAAAUAAUUAUAUAUGGAGAUUGAAAAGUGAGAAGAUUACACAUAUGUUGAUAUUGGGGCUCAAAGGAUUAAAUUUUUGCAGGUGAUCUGGAGUCAUGUCUGAGAUCAGCCAUUUAAUUAAAUCUAAAAGUCCACAGCUGAUCAAGGAACCAAAUUUCCACUCACUUUAUACAUUUACCAUUUUUAAAAAUAAUGUCAAGUAAAGAUACACUGUAGAUUAUUGACUCACGAUUGUUAUUAGACCAAAAAAUGAAUGCCAAAUCGCCACAGUGAUUCCACAUUUAAUCUGUUUGGAGCAACACCCACAAGCCUCUUGUACUUCCUCUUAAUGACCUCAAUAUAUUACAGUGUGACUUCUAUAACUGGGGCCACCUAGAAAAAGUCAACCAAUUGGAUGACAGGAAAAUAGCAAUACAGUCUGAGAAAAUUACUUGUCAAUGAUCAUAAUUACCACAAAACAAAAUAAACAACAUGGAUCAAAAUCAACCAAUUACAACCUACAGACGUGACCUUUUGAACCGGCUGGAAAAAAGCCUAUGUUUCCUGAGAGGUCAGUUAGAGUGUCGACAGAGGGAGAAAAUGAAAACACAAGGUAUAUUUUUGACUUGAGGGUGCGUGUUAUUGCAAAAUGUGGCAAUGGUCGCAAAGAAAUUGCUGGUAGAUGACAAAAUAACAGCUUGUGUCAGACAUAUGUCUCCCGGGCAUUAUUAAAAUGUAAAGUUUCGUGUAGAAAAAUAUUGUCUGGUGAAACAUUAUGCUUUCUUGAAAAACGUUUGCUAUCAUUAUUUAAAUUUUGUGCUUUUAGUAAAUUAUUGUUUUCUUACGAGCUGCUGAUUGGCCCAUUACCAAUUUUCUUGGAAUGUAUUGUUAUUUACCUGUGAUCUGAUCGGUCAACUUUGUCUACGGUGGCCCCGGUCACAGUACUCGCACUGUACAUUUGUUGCUGAUGUUUGUGUUAUCAAAAAAACAGUGCACAAACAAUUGACCAAAUAGGUUAUGUUGUCAAUGCUGAUUAUUAAAACUUUCUCCCUCACAAGGUCAAUGGAAAAGGAUUUCUUCACCAAAAACCAAGAGACUUUUACCAGCAAUCAAAUGGCUGCCAAAUGCUCAAAAGCAUGUCACAGGCCCUUUAGAUUUAAUGAUGUUGUUUUUUUGCUCCACAGCCCCACAAAUUCACUGCUCUUCACAUGGCAGUAGAGCAAGAUAAAAAUGGAAUAAUUCAAUUGCUUUUGUCACAAAAAGACGUUAAUGUCAAUGCAUGUGAUGAGGUCAGUUUAUAAAGUGAAAAUAAUUAAAGUUAACAUUUGCCUUUACUUACAUCUGUACAUGUAUGUGUGGGAUCAAUGGACAUUAAUGUAUGAUAUACAUUUAUCAUUUUUCAUUACAACCCCUUUUUCAUCUUGGAAGUGCUAUAAAUUACUUCAUUACCUUUUAUUUUUUCCUACUUCACUUUCAUGCCUGCUUGUAAGGUUGUAAAAAAUCUCUUUUAAAUGACCCCUAGCUGGAAAGGCACAUGAAUAAUUUAAUUUAAGGGAUGUGUGCCAGAAUAUUUUAAGCCCUGGAUGACUCAUGAUAUGAAAUUAUGUAAUUCUCUCUUCAUUUCACAAGUAUAAUUAUUGAAAAAUAUAUCUGAAAGGAGAAAUCUACAACCCUGGUCAUAAUAAUAAUUGCUGAAAUGCUUCAAUGUUCUUCAAUGUUUAUGUUGACAAGUUAAUGAGGUCCAAGCAAACCUGUCAAACCAACAUUGAAGGGAAGAGUGGGGAGAUAUGUGUGUGUUGCAGUUAAUUUAUUACUUCAGUAACUUUUUGUUUUUCCUUUCCCUCUUGUUUUAAAUUCAUUAGCAUACAUAAUUUACCAUACCCCAAAACACUGGAAAAAUAAAAAAUAAGUGAAAUAAAGAAUUAACUACAACAUGUGUCCAUACUACACAGUUGAGUCUCUUGUGUUUUCUAGAAGUGUUUCAAGAAAUUGUAGCAUUCUAUCUCAAGUCACUCAGGUUUUUUUUUUUUUUUACCAAGCAUCCCUGUCCUAUAAAUUGGGGCUGAUAAUUUAACUGGGAGUUUUUUUGUCUGAUUUUUCUCCCUCUGUGAGGAUCACAGGUGAUUCUCUGUAUGGGUUAUUUGCACCAGAAUCAAAGUUGCGUAGAUAAUUGAUGAAAUGAUAAACUUAAGAAAUUAAUUAAUAUAAAGAAUUAAUUAUGAAUUCAUUAAUAAUAAGUUAAAGUAUGAGACAAAGAAAGUAGAGAAACAACCAUGACGGUAAAAAAAUCUUAGCCUGAAAUUAAUUUUGAACUAUAACAUGUAUACAAGUUGCUCCUGCUCCUAAACAAAUAAGGAGACCCCCUGAACUUAUUUAAAAAUUUGAAUUUUCAUUAACAACAUCCUGCUGUAAACAACCAGUCGGUAAAGUCCGAAGAAAUCUCACUGCAGGUUCUAUUGCAGAGGAUAAAACUCUGAGCAUAAAAAUAAGACUGUAAAAUGUAAAAACAUUAAUUAUUUUUUUUAUUUCCACAGGAACUGAGUGUUUCAUGAAAAUUUUUAUUGUAUUUUUGUCUUGUCUUUCUUGUAGUAUGGGCAUACUCCAUUAAAGCUGGCAGCUGAGAAAGGAAAUCAACAGACAGUUAAAUGGCUUAUUGAGAAAGAGGCUGUCAUAACCAAAGCUGACUCAGUAGGUUUAAUGUUUUUUAGCUCUUCAAAAAUGUUUUUUUUAAGCCAAUACUUUUUAUUAAGUGUCAUGAUUAGUCCUUAGGUCUAUUACUAUCCGGGAAUGAUAAUAUUUUUUAUAAAAAAAAGUGAUAGUCAUCAUUUCUAUCUUCAUUCUGCUUUUGCCAUUGGGAUGGGCCAUGGAUUGCCAUUUCCCUUGAAUAUACAAGGCUGUUAAAUUGUACGUUUAAAUAAGUUUUGGUCCCUUUUUCGUUCAGGUUGACAACACAGCCAUUCAUGUUGCAGCUGACAAGGGGCACUAUGGUGUGUUACAGUUGCUAUUAUCGUCAGAAGCUUUUGCUAAGAAUCAAGGGAUCAUUGGCAAGCAAAAUAAGGUACAGGUUUUUAAAUUCUGCAUGGGGCAAUGGGGGUAGUGGGAUGGGGGAAUGGUGUGGAUUGAAGUCUGAGGUGUCAAUUAAAUCCACACCCCUUCUCCCCAAGCAUUAAAGUGUACUUACCCUGUUGUGUUGACUCCUCCUUCUACCUCGCUCGAUCAGAAACUUUAAGGUAAUUCACUUCAAAUGGAUAAUAAUGUACUAUCCAGAAGUUUUUCAAACUUGGCACAAUUAAAAGUCAUGUAUAGGACAUUGAAGAAGCGAUGAUGAUGGGGUCACUGGCUGUGGUUUUGCCCAGCUUGCCUGUUAUACUUAGAGUUGUUAAUUGCAUGAGUUGCAUGGAGAAUGUUCAAAACUUGAAAACUGUCAAAUGCUUGUAAUUUCUUUUUUAUUAUUUAGCAAGAACUACAAAAAUAAUUGAUAAUCAUGUAUAAGACAUGCAAAAAAGAAUGCAAUGAAAAGACGGGUUCACCACUCUGUUUUUGCCUGUGUUGCCUAUUAUUCUGAGUGUUUUUCUGAUUUGUGUGCAACACAUUCAGAUCUUGAAAACUGUCUGUAAGAGGACAGUGAAAUGGCAAUAGUUAUGAGGGGGACAUUGGGGGGUACCCAAUACCGCAAUGCCGUAAGAAAAAAUGGCAAAUACCGAAAUACCGCGUCGAAAAUCGUCUAAAUACCGAUACCGCAUAUUUUAAUCACAUUUAUAAUCGGUUGCGCAUACUUAUGGUUGCUUCCAUCGAGCGCGUUUAAUUAUCUCAAGCAUUUAUGCACCAGAUGUCCAUGUUUUUUUUUAAUAUUUUGGUAGUUCGCAAUUUUCCGCAAAUUUUCACUGAAAAGUAAACUACAUUCGUUCAGCCUUUUGGUAUUUCGACCCGACAGCUAAUUAACUCCCAUAAAAAUAACUCUUGAAAGCGCGAAAAACAAACCAACCAAAACCCUUUCCACGCACGUCUAGUGCGAGUUUUGAUAUAAAGUGAGUCUAGUCUAGCACGUCAGUCUCUCAGGGGUCAGAUCACACGCCGCGCCAUCCUCGGAGACCCAGGGGGACGAGGGAAAGUCUAAACGGGCGGAAUGUCUUACCAGACCAGUUACCAGUUCCAGUUCUGAUUGGUGCCAGAAAAACACGAGUUUUCUGGCACCAAUCAGAAGCCAGAACGGCGGCGACCGUUUGGAACUGGUCUGGUAAGACAUUGUCCCAGGGGCUCUUCUCACCGUUCCUUACUUUUCUUCGUUCCAUAUACAUUUUUCCGCCCGUUUAGACUUUCCCUCGCCCCCUUUAUCUGCCCCUGGGUCUCUGAGGAUGACGCCGCGCUGUUAAGAGGCAACCUUACCAAAUUUUCUCUUUUAACUUUACAAGGCGUUUUUCAAUUCUCGAAACCCAACAUCUAAACUUAUUCUUGUUGCGAUAAUGUUCGCCUCCUUCGCCCUCUUCAUAAAAAAUUGCCACACAGUCAAUGAUGACCACGCCGUCUUCAACCUCAGCGACUUCAGACAUUGUGAGAAAACGUUUAAGACCUCGAAUUACCGGCACAGGUACACAGAUCGAGAGGCCUGGUAAGGUAGCUUGAGACUACUCAUUAUCACUGGAUGCAACAACAAUCACAUUGUAUAUUAUCGACCAUUAACUGUCACAAAAUGACCCACAAAUGGUGUAAUCAUUUACCGUUAUGUCUCAAGACUUCUAAAUAUUAACUUUUAUUGACCUUUAUGUCUUACUGUGUUUUGUUUUGCGUAUUGUAUCGAAAGGAAAGCGCAAAUAAACGGUACCGUAAUACCGUGAACAAUCUUAUUUCACCGAAUACCGUCAGCCAAAAUGAUGAAAAACCGCAUACCGCAGAGCUAGAUGAUACCACAAUACCGCACGUUAAAAUUAAAAUUACCGAAACACCGCAUGAAAAAAAGCCCAAUACCGCAAUACCGUAAACCCCCAUGUCCCCCUCAGUUAUUUAUGCUUCAAAUCGGUUCAUUUUAUGCAAAGGGACUGAGUCAAAACCCUUGGCCUUAAACUUAUUUCAACUGACCAGCAAAAAAAUUGAACAGAAUAUACCAGCCUGAUAGCAAAAACCACUUGCCCCGGGCUACUGGACAUUACUUUCUUUGCAUGCUGCUACAUCCAAAUCAUUUGUAUUCUCAGGCACAGUGUAGUUAGCUGGGCCAACUCUCCUCGAUAUAAACAAAGCCAAGUUUGUCCUUCUUUGUUUUAGGAAUUUAAUACGUGCUCGACCAGUAUCUAAACACACUUAGCAUGCAGCGGAAGCAUGUUGUGAGCAUGCUUUUGAAUACCUUUAGCUUUAAAAUCCUGUGGUGGGUCACAUAUAAACACUUUAGCUUACCUAGCUGGGUCAACUUUGGUCAAGGCAAGACAAUCAGAGCAUCCUCAAGUGCUGUUUUGACAAUCAAAGCCUGCACUAAGUGAUGUUGGCUUGGGCAAAGGAGUCAACUUUUUCCUCAUAUAAUCGCUUUCUAGGGUUCAGUGACUCGGUUGAGACAGGUUUUUUCUGUAAAACAGGGCCUAAGCAAGCCAGAGAAAACAGCCGACAUUUGGCGACGUUAACCAUUGGUUUUCCUGCCAAAUGACGUCAGCGAAAGGAGCGCAGAAAUUCCAUUCUGAUGACGCGUCACUACCCAGAUCUGGGUAGUGCUUCUGAUUGGUUGUGCCGCGUGGGAACUAAAUUUAAUUGAACCAAUCAGAAGCACUACACAUUUCUAGGUAGUGCUAUUUAUUGUCGCUAUUGCAAUAAUUUGCACCAGACGUAUAUGGUAUCAAGUGUAAAACUGACAGCAAACAUGGAUCUUUAAAGACAUUAUUUUACAUGUAUUUAUGUUGUAGAAAUAUGUGUAAAUAAUUCUAAGAAUAUAUCUUUCCUUUAUUGUAGGAUAAAAAUACUCCUCUUCACUUGGCCGUGGCGCGGGAGUGCCAAAAUUCUGUUGCUCUGUUGUUGUGUUAUGGUGCUGUUUCUUCACUGGAGCUAGAAAACAGAGUAAGAAUCCAGCCUCAAUGUAUUGUGCACCGGCAAUGGCGACAGCAACGAGAACCGCGAAAAAAGCAAUAGGUUUAGAUCACCAAAAGCAAGUUUUUCACGUUCAUCACCCUUUUGUGUACAUUUUUUUUUUACAAACUGCUUUAUUUCACAUUAUGUUGUGGACGUGAACACAAGGUAACCAUUUCCUAAUUCUUUUUUUAACCUUACAAUACAAUCAUUUAGAAUUCAGCUCCAGAAAAAGAUCACCACCAUUUGAGAAAUUGAAUGACAUCGUAUAUGUGCGAUGAAAGCUCUCUAUUCUCUAUGUCACACUCUUAUAGAUCAUACGUGUUUCACUCAGAAGUUUUGGAUCAUAAACUGGGCCUGAUAUGUAGCUGAGCUGGGGAUGAAUGCCUCCUACUUAUUGAGGGCACGGUUGGGUACUCAAUACAUAGAAUUGGAAAUUGUAGGCUAAGAAAAAUAGUCACAAAUACCGAGAUCUAAAACCUAUGAAUCAAAAUUAUAUCGUUUGUUACAUUACUUAAUUGGUUAGUGCUAUUUACAUGAAGGAAAUCAUUGCAGUUGUGAUAUACAAUUAAAUUCUUGGACAUUAGCCAAGAUCAGCGCCCCUUUAAGGCGAAUCCAUAGCCUCUGUCAGUAGUGCUACAGUGCUCUACCAACUGAUCUAUGAAGACCCAUAAAUUGGGAGUAGGCCAAUUGUUGAGUUCAUUUUAACCCGCGAAAGGUAGAGUUAUGUUGCGCUUAGACAGAGAAAAAUAAUUUGAACAUCAUCCAUCAUCAUCGGUACUAUCACAAGAAAUAUUAGCCGUUGUCCCCAGACUGGGCUCUUGACCACCAUAAAGUGCGCAGAAAAUUUGGAUCCCUCGGAAAAUGGAAAUUUAAAAUGAAAUGAUUAAAGAUGCUGUAAAACCCGUAGAAUAUUCCAAAGAAGUAAAACAGACAAUUUUUAAAGUUCCAAUGUCUCUCUUUUUUGCUGAGAUAGAAUCGAAGUUGUCUUGACUUCAUUGUGUAGAUUACCAAGUUAAACCGAGUUUUUUCUUGUUGUCCUUUAAUAAACGCCGAAUUCUUCUGAUUAUUAAAUCUUGGAUGGAGUUUAUUUGAAUAAAUAUGAUACAUUAUAUAAUUUCGUUAAAAAAUGUUUUGAGUAAAAUGUGUAAAAGUGUUGACUACAAUUAUUUUUGGCCUAGGCUCAAGUUGUAGGAUAAUGCAGCACUGUGCAUCAGUUUGCACUUGUAACCCAUGUGGUACCAGUUGUGUCAGCCUUUAACAAAAUUUUUCUAAUUACUGACUUUGCAGCAUAAUGAAACACCCAAGCAGAUAGCAAAAGGGAACAAAGUCAUCACCGAACUUCUGGAGAAUCCUUCAAAAGCCAGACAGGUCAGCAUUGUAAGACAUCAUGUCACUUACUCUUGUUUUCAUCUGGGGUCCUAG